AUGAACAUCCUCUUCCUUCUGCUGUUGUUUCUGUGCGAAGCCCAGAGCCGUUCAGCAUCAAGGCCGAACAUCGUUGUGUUGAUGGCUGACGACCUCGGCAUUGGAGAUGUCGGGUGUUAUGGGAACAAGACUCUCAGGACUCCCAACAUCGACCGGUUGGCCAGAGGGGGAGCAAAACUCACCCAGCACCUGGCAGCAUCGCCCCUGUGUACACCGAGUAGGGCGGCCUUCCUGACAGGCCGAUACCCGGUCCGAUCAGGAAUGACUUCUCGGUUCCGGACUGGAGUUUUCCUCUUCGUGGCCUCUUCUGGAGGACUUCCCACCAGUGAGAUUACAUUCGCCAAGCUUCUGAAGGACCAAGGCUAUUCAACAGCGCUGAUAGGAAAGUGGCACCUGGGGAUGAGCUGUCACAGCAGGACGGACUUCUGCCACCACCCUUUACGCCACGGCUUUGAUUAUUUCUAUGGGCUGCCCGCGACCAACUUGAGAGACUGCAAACCUGGGGAAGGCACUGUCUUCAGCAUGGCCUUCAGGGAGCUGGUCUUCAGCCCUCUGCAGGUCCUCGGGGUCACCGUCCUCACCCUGGUGGUGCUGCGCGGCCUGGGGCUGCUCCACGUGCCUCGUGGGGUCUUCUUCUGCCUGUUCCUCCUGGCGGCCGUGAUCCUCGGCCUUUUCCUGUGCUUCCUGCUUUUCUUCCGGACCCUGAACUGCUUCUUGAUGAGGAAUUACGAGGUCUCCCAGCAGCCCAUGUCUUAUGACAAUCUCACCCAGAGGCUGACGACGGAAGCCCUGCAGUUCGUCCAGCGGAACACUGAGAGGCCGUUCCUGCUUUUCCUGUCUUACCUUCACGUGCACACGGCGCUCUUUUCCUCCAAGGAGUUCACCAGCAAAAGCCAGCACGGCCCCUACGGGGAUGCGGUGGAGGAAAUGGACUGGAGCAUUGGGCAGGUCUUGAAUGUCCUAGAUGAGCUGAAACUGGCUAACACUACCCUGGUCUACUUCACAUCGGACCAAGGAGCCCACGUAGAGGAAGUGACCGCCAAAGGAGAAAUGCACGGAGGAAGCAAUGGCAUCUAUAAAGGAGGAAAAGCCAACAACUGGGAAGGAGGAAUCCGUGUUCCAGGCAUUCUUCGAUGGCCUGGGGUGAUACCACCUGGACAAGAGAUUGACCAGCCAACAAGCAACAUGGACCUGUUUCCUACGGUGGCCAAACUUGCUGGAUCCCCAUUGCCUGAGGACAGGAUCAUCGACGGGCAUGAUCUGAUGCCUCUGCUGCAAGGGAAACGCCAACGCUCUGAUCACGAGUUUCUCUUCCAUUACUGCAACGCCUACUUGAACGCCGUGCGCUGGCACCCGCGAAACAGCACGUCCAUCUGGAAAGCUUUCUUCUUCACGCCCAAGUUCACCCCCGAGGGCGCCAAUGGGUGCUUUUCCACGCACGUGUGCUUCUGUUUCGGGGAUUUCAUCACCCACCACGACCCACCUUUACUCUUUGAUAUUUCCAAAGAUCCGAGGGAGAGAAACCCAUUAACUCCGACAACCCAGCCCCACUUCCAUGCCAUCCUUCAGGUCAUGCAGGAAGCUGCAGACAACCACUCCAAGACCCUGCCAGAGGUCCCCAACCAGCUGUCCCUGGAGAAUGUGCUCUGGAAGCCCUGGCUUCAGCUCUGCUGUCCGUCCUCUGGCCUGUCUUGCCAAUGCGACAGAGAAAAACAGGACGGAAGAGAGAGCCGGUAAC
Molecule: messenger RNA, 1738 nt
Organism: Cynocephalus volans (Philippine flying lemur)
Lineage: Eukaryota; Metazoa; Chordata; Mammalia; Dermoptera; Cynocephalidae
Gene: STS
Product: steroid sulfatase
Exons: 9
Coding region: 1-1737 (578 amino acids)
Molecular function (GO): arylsulfatase activity
Source: RefSeq, a predicted model, not a curated record